This is a messenger RNA of Drechmeria coniospora, 762 nucleotides long. RefSeq lists its product as uncharacterized. The record is from RefSeq and is a predicted model, not a curated record. NCBI's taxonomy places the organism in Eukaryota, Fungi, Ascomycota, Sordariomycetes, Hypocreales, Ophiocordycipitaceae. The transcript has a single exon. Bases 1 to 762 code for a protein of 253 amino acids.
AUGCAGCGAAUUGUUCAGUGCGGACUGGUGGUUGCCGCGCUCGUGAGCGGCAUCUCGGCCGUGGAACCGGUGCCCAAUUCCCAGCUUGCCGCCUACAUGGAUCGCCUCUCCAAGGCGAUGAUGACAAUGGACGACGACCGACCGCCCUUUUACGACGGCGCAAACCAGUUCGAGCCGACGUGCAUCCAAAACGUGGGCCAGUGCUUCACGACGGAGUUUUGGACGCGGCACUACCUGGCGCAAAUCGAAAACGUCACCAUCAUCCCGUCGGUGCACGUCGACGCCGAGCUCAUCAACCUGAAGGAUGAGGUAGGGACCAUCAAGUCGACGAAAUCCGUCGCCGUCGCCCGCGGCACGACCAAGGGCUGGACCAUCAGCGCCAAGGCCACCGUCUCGACGCUCUUCAGCGGCAAGGGAGGCUUCGCCGAGGUGUCGGGCACCUACAAGGACGAGACGACGGACCUCACGACGCAGACGCGAACGGUCGAGUACGCGUCCACCUGCGCCGCCGGCAGGACGUGCCGCAUCCAGACCGUCACCUUCCAGGCCGUCCUCCGCGGCGUCUGCCGGGGGGAGCCGUUCAUCUGGUGCAGCUCGGAGCGCAGGAUGUGCGACUCGGGGUUGCAGGACAGCUGCAGCCAAUACGGCGACUACUUCAAGAAGUCGUGCUCGUCGGGCGUUCCGCUGACCAGCGAUUGCGAGACGACGGUGCAGAUCCGAGACGGCAAGAAUGACCUCCUCAGCGUCGUCGUCCUCGAGUAG